Messenger RNA from Doryrhamphus excisus (bluestripe pipefish), 5477 nucleotides. The record is from RefSeq and is a predicted model, not a curated record. NCBI's taxonomy places the organism in Eukaryota, Metazoa, Chordata, Actinopteri, Syngnathiformes, Syngnathidae.
AGGGAGGUCAACAAGCCUUUAACCCCGACUUCAGAUGCACCUCCUCCAUCCCGGGAAAUACACAGCUUCAGCAGGAAGCCCCACACUCUCCCAGCCCAGCCAUGAUGUGGAUGCUGAUGCUUGAGGAAGAGAUGCUGUUGAUGCUGAUGCUGCUCGGCCGCUUUCCUGGUUCUCCACAGCCGCAGGAGACCCAGCGAGUACUGGAAGAGCCAGGCCAGCACGAUAAGCAAGGAGGCCAGGAAAAGCCCCACCAGACACAGCCAGCUCAACCUCUGGAGCUCCAUCACCAUCUUUGGAAGCCUCUCAUGUCCAUAUGGAAAUGUUUGAACUGUCAGAUGAGGGCAGACCUCCUUUAACCCUUUAACCUGUGCGUGGCAGCAAAUAUCCCGUGAGCCUUGCAGCAUUUUCCAUUAUUAUAAUACACUAAACAGAUCAACAACAGGGGUAGUGGUGUUAUAAUAUGGUCUUAACUAGCUGGUUUGGGGUUAUGACUCAAUACAAUGCACGAGUGAGCGUGCGUGUGCAAGGUGCAUUAGAAGAGAGGAAGGGCAGGAAUAAAAAAAAAAUGAGAUAAACUAUCCAAAUGAACCCACCGUUUAACUUGGACGGUCUUGGCUGCAGCCUGCAGGGAAUCGAAAGCAGGUCGCGGUAACAUGAAGCCGCCUUCAUGGCGAUAAACAGCGGCGCCAAUAACACAUGAGUGUGUCCCAUCGCACAGUCAGGGAGAUUCCUGUAGACGCGUUUCUACUCUAAACGAAUUUUAAAAGGCGUUUUUUCUCUUAAACGUUUUCAUACUACAUGCUCCCCUCGGUAUCGGAUCCUUGUCUCUUGACUAAGUAACCUCUCCGCAAUGAGAGAACGGGGGAAGUGGCGGUGGUGACCAACAGGAGGCGCUGGAGGGUCGGGACCGCAAAUGGCGAAACGAAAAAGGAAAAUAUGCCUUCAAAAUAAAGGUUCAUAGAGAAUCCCCUUACUGGACUCAGAGCCGACGAGGAAGCUGUUUUUCAGUGUUAUUAUGAAAAAGUCAAAUACAUUUAUUUGAAAUAUAUAUAAGUAAGAUAUAUGAAAAAUAAACAUAAUAGUAUCUGUAAAUGUAUACAGUGCGUGCUUUAUUUUGAAAAAUGUAACCGGAGGUAUACAAUCCAUCUGCAACUCGGAACAGGACAGUGAAACUGGUGGUGUUUUGCUAAACAUAUUGGCAUAAAACUUACAAAGGCACCUGGUAUGGGUUAAUAAUGUGUUUUGUGGCGCCAUUGUUCCUCUUUUCCGCAUUUUUGAGAGCGACUGAGGGGGCAACGCGACAUUAGCUAGUUCGGUGACUUGUCAGCCUGAGAAGAAGCACCAAAACAUAAAAACAUGCCGCCAUCGCCUUUCCUACCACUGGCGAUCAAUUGCUUCAUGUCAGCACUGGGGUGCAUGGCCACACUGAAGCUGAUUCCGGCUUUCAAAGACCAUUUCAUAUCGGCCAGAUUAUACGGGAUGGACCUAAACAAAUUGACCAAAAAUCAAGUUCCAGAGUCUCAGGGUGUCAUCAGUGGGACGGUCUUCCUCAUCAUACUCUUCUGCUUCAUCCCAGUGCCUUUCAUCAGCUGCUUUGUAGGAGAUCAGUGCAAUGGCUUCCCACAUGAUGAGUUUGUGCAGCUCAUAGGUGCGCUGUUGGCCAUCUGUUGCAUGAUCUUCCUGGGUUUUGCUGAUGAUGUGCUCAACCUGCGAUGGAGACACAAGCUCCUUCUUCCUACCAUGGCUUCCCUUCCUCUGCUCAUGGUGUAUUUCACCAACUUUGGCAACACGGUUAUUGUGGUGCCCAAACCAUUCAGAGCACUGCUUGGGCUGCACCUCGAUCUAGGUAUUCUCUACUAUGUCUACAUGGGCAUGCUGGCAGUAUUCUGUACCAAUGCCAUUAACAUCCUGGCUGGCAUUAAUGGCAUCGAGUCAGGUCAAGCUCUGUUUAUCUCUGGCUCCAUCAUCGUGUUCAACUUACUGGAGCUCAGUGGUGACUACCACAGUGACCAUGUUUUCUCACUCUACUUCAUGAUACCGUUCUUCUUCACUACUUUAGCGCUUUUUUAUCACAACUGGUACCCCUCAUCUGUGUUUGUAGGAGACACUUUCUGCUACUUUGCAGGGAUGACCUUUGCCGUUGUCGGCAUCCUGGGACACUUCAGCAAAACAAUGCUGUUGUUUUUCAUUCCGCAAGUGGUUAACUUUAUCUAUUCCUUGCCUCAGCUUUUCCACAUUGUCCCCUGUCCCAGACACAGACUUCCCAGGUUGAACCCUGAAACAGGAAAACUUGGAAUGAGCUACUCUAAAUUCAAAAGAAAGGACCUUUCUAAACUAGGACAUCUCAUUCUGCAGGUUGCAGAGUUAUUGAAGCUCCUUGAGGUGCGCAGAGGCCAAGAGGGAGCAGAUGAGUUCAUCGAGUGCAACAAUAUGACCAUAAUAAAUCUGGUGCUGAAGUUCCUCGGCCCCACUCAUGAGAGAAGUCUCACUGUCAUCAUGCUCCUCAUACAGGUGAUGGGCAGUGCAGUGGCUUUCGGGAUCCGUUACCACCUGGUGCGCCUCUUCUAUGACGUCUAGAUAAGUCUCAACACAGAGGGAUGCAGACUGGGAAACUCUUUCCCCUGGAACUACUUUUGAGGCUCAUUGUUUGUGUGCCUUUUUAAAGACUGCAUUACCUCAGUUACCUUUGUUUCUCACACUGCAGUAACAUAUGACACAUAUCCUGUAAAAUUACAGUUAAGUAGAAUAUGUCCACAUCAUGACAGAUGAUAUACUGGUUUUUAUUUCCCUACCUUUCAGUGUCGAUUUUAUGAAUCACCAACAGGAAAGUAUAGUCGAGUUGUAAUCAUGCUUCUGCCCUAAAAUUAUAUUUAGGGCUCGAGCACUGACCAGUGCGAAAGCCCUAUUGUAAUCGUAAUGUUUAUUAUUAUUAUUAUUAUUAUUAUUAUUAUUCUGCCGAUUCGACGGCCAUUUUGAGGGCCUGAACAUGCCCGAAAACUCACCAAAUUUUGCAAGCGCGUCAGGUCUGCCGAAAAUUGCGAUCUGGUGGGGGUCCCGAAAACAAUGUUCCAAAAUUGACUCUCUAGCGCCACCUUUUAUUUUUGAAAAAAUUGGCCCCCGACACCAGUUUCACCUAUCGUCACGAAACUUUGUGGAGACGUCUAUCGUGACAGGACGGACCAAAAAGUCUCAAGAACCCAUAUUGUAAAACGAACAGGAAGUCGGCCAUUUUGGAUGGCGCCGGCCUUUUUCGGGCCAGAAGUUGGGGUCGUAUCUCGACGAACUCCUCCUAGGGGGUUUGACCGAAUGAGUCCGUUGUUGCAUCAACGGACACUAGACGGAUGGCCGACGUUAAAUUGCGAAGGAUUUUGGGAUAUUCCAUACGAUGUGGGCGUGGCACGCCCCCAAAUUUUGCCCUUUUUCAUCUGCCCGGGCCUUGCACGCUGAGCGUAACUGUAGACGUGAAUAACUUGCCUCCACAUGGUCAGAUCUUCAUCAUACUUGGUACAUGUGAUCAUGGCCCCGCCCCGAAGGUCCCCAUAGGUCACUUCCUGAUUUCGUCGCAGCGCCACCUAUUGGCGACAGGCUAAAGGCGUGUCAUCUACAUGAGGCCUUUUCUGGCAGGAGAUUCAUCAGAGGAACACCGAGGUCACAAGGUCACUGCCUGACAGCCUGGUGAAGCCUGUUGAUGGACCAUGAUGCAGGAAAAGCGCACGUGGUGGGCGUGGCCUGGCGGAGAAUGCUCAGGCCUCGCCGUUUACAAAGAAAGGGUCAUCAUUUGCCCGCAGAAGGUCGCAUGUGCUUGAAAACUCAUAAGGGGGGGCAGAUUCCAGGCCUGAGGGCCCUGGUGGGGCCCCCAUUUGAAACCAAGCCAAAUUGACUCACUAGCGCCACCUACAAGUUUUAAAAUAAUUAUCCCUCGCCUCCCGUUGCACGUAUGGGCAUGAUUUUCGGAGGAGACAUCACUCGUGACAGGACGCACAAAAAAGUCUCAAGAACCCAUGUUCAAAAACCAACAGGAAGUCGGCCAUUUUAGGUGGCGGCGGCCAUUUGGGGGAGGAUGUAGGGGUCGUAUCUCGACGAACUCCUCCUAGGGGGUUUGACCGAAUGAGUCCGUUGUAGCAUCAACGGACACUAGACGGAUGGCCCACGUUAAAUUGCGAAGGAUUUUGGGCUGCUACUUAGGAUGUGGGCGUGGCACGCCACCAAACUUUUACUUUAACCUUAACUUUUACCUUAUCUGGCCCUGCCUGGUGUCUGGCCUUGCCUUGAAGCAAUGUACAUCAUGUAUGUGGCGUGGCCACGGCGAAUGGUCAGCCUUCGCCAUUGACCAUCGAAGGCUCAUAUUUCGCCCGCAGAAGGUCACAGGCUGCUGAAAUCUUACACGUAAGGUCAAAAUCCAGGCCUGAGCGCCCUGGUGGUGCUCCCAUGUGACACCAAUCUAAAUUGACACACUAGCGCCACCUAGAAGUUUCAAAUCAUUAUCCCUCGCCACCCGUUGCACGUAUCACUAUGAUUUUCGGUGGAGAAGUCUAUCAUGACAGGACGCACCUAACGCUCCAGAACCCAUGUUCAAAACACAGCGCCACCAACUGGUGGAAAUGUAUAUCUGCUGUAACUUCCUCACGCAUGGUCGGAUCGUCUCCUAAUUUUUUGGGUGGGUUCGGUCACCCUCCAGUCUGUGACUGUGUGUGUAUAUGGACUCUAUAGCGCCACCAACUGGUGGAAAUGUAUAUCUGCCAUAACUUCCUGAUUCAUGGUCAGAUUGUCUUGAAUUUUUUUUUGGUGUGUUGGGUCAAUCUCUGGUCUGUUAUACUGUGUGUACAUAGACUCUAUAGCGCCACCAACUGGUGAAAAUGUAUAUCUGCCGUCACUUCCUCCCACUUGGUCCGAUCUGCCCAAAUUUUUUCUGGUGGUUUGGGGUACCCUCUGGUCUAUGACUGUGUGUGUACAUACACUAUAGCGCCACCAACUGGUGGAAAUGUAUAUCAGCUGUAACUUCCUUCCACAUGGUCGCAUCGGCCCCAAAUUUUUUCUGGUGGUUUGGGGUACCCUCUGGUCUAUGACUGUGUGUGUACAUAGACUGUAUAGCACCACCAACUGGUGGAAAUUUAUAUCUGCCGUAAAUUUCUCCCACAUGGUCGGAUCUGCCCGAAUUUUUUUCUGGUGGUUCGGGGUACCCUCUGGUCUAUGACAGUGUGUGUACAUACGCUAUAGCGCCUCCAACUGGUGGAUAUGUAUAUCAGCUGUAACUUCAUUCCACAUGGUCGGAUCGGUCCCAAAUUUUUUCUGGUGGUUCGGGGUACCCUCUGGUCUAUGACUGUGUGUAUACAUACACUCUAUAACGCCACCAACUGGUGGAAAUGUAUAUAGCCGUAACUUCCUUCCACAUGGUCGGAUCGUCUCUAAAUUUUUUUUGGUCGGUCGGGUCACCCUCCACUCUUUGAAUCUGCGUGUCCAUAGACUCUAUAGCGCCA